AUGAUGUCUUCCAUCAUGUCGUACUUUGGGGGGAGGCGAGAUAAUAAGCAGGCUGCUCGAGAUGCAAUCGUGGGGUUGAGACAGCAGCUGCAAAUGAUAGAGAAGAAAGAAGAGUACCUCCAGAAGAAAAUCGACGAAGAACUCAAGAAAGCCAAGGCGAAUGCGGUAUCGAACAAGGCUGUCGCAACCCAAGCACUGCGCAGGAAGAAGGCUAGCGAGACCGAGAUGGACAGAUUAGCUGGACAGCGACUGCAGCUGGAAAUGCAAAUCAAUACGUUGGAAUCUGCCAACUUGAACGUAGAGACAAUGCAAGCUUUGAAGAAGGCGUCCGACGUGCUCUCCUCUAUCCACGGCUAUAUGACCAUGGACAAGGUUGAUUCCACCCUAUCAAAGAUUACGGAACAGAGGGAGAUUGCAAACGAGAUUGCAGAUGCAAUAUCAGCUCCAACAGGAAUGGAAGGGGCAGACGAGGAGGAGCUCAAGACGGAACUCGAGCAACUCGAGCAGGAGCACUUGGACGAACGUCUAGCUGGCGCAGAACAUGUCCCGGCGCAUGUCCCAACCGGCGCACGGAGAGUGGAAGAACGUCCUCGCCCUGCAAUAGAAGACGACGAGGAUGCGCAGCUCAAGGAGUUGCAGGCUGCACUUGCCAUGUAA
Molecule: messenger RNA, 657 nt
Organism: Pisolithus orientalis
Lineage: Eukaryota; Fungi; Basidiomycota; Agaricomycetes; Boletales; Pisolithaceae
Product: Snf7-domain-containing protein
Exons: 5
Coding region: 1-657 (218 amino acids)
Biological process (GO): late endosome to vacuole transport via multivesicular body sorting pathway; vesicle budding from membrane
Cellular component (GO): cytoplasmic side of plasma membrane; ESCRT III complex; multivesicular body
Source: RefSeq, a predicted model, not a curated record